AGGUGAGGACUUUGGCACAGGGUCUCGGGAGUGAUGGCGGCGUCUGCACCCUCCUCCUCUGGCGGCGAACCGGAUCCCAACUCGACAAAUUUACGACCACCGGGCUCAAGCUAUGAUGCUUGGUGUGGAGUUGCUCAUGGAUGUACUAGAAAAUUGGGAAUGAAGAUAUGUGGAUUUUUGCAGAAGAACAACAGUCUGGAGGAGAGGAGCAGGAUUGUGAGUUCCUUCAAGGAGCGCGCAGCCAAGAACCUGCUGUCCUGCGAUAACAGCGGCGGGGAGGCGCGCUUCAGCCGCACCGAGACCGACUUCUCCAACCUGUUCGCCAGAGAUCUACUGCCCGCCAAAAAUGGAGAGGAGCAGACCAUGCAGUUCUUGUUGGAGGUUGUGGAAAUCCUCACCAACUACGUCCGGAAGACCUUUGACAGAUCCACCAAAGUCCUGGACUUCCACCACCCUCACCAGCUCCUGGAGGGCAUGGAGGGCUUCAACCUGGAGCUCUCGGACCAGCCCGAGUCUCUGGAGCAGAUCCUGGUGGACUGCAGGGACACCCUGAAGUAUGGAGUGAGAACAGGUCACCCCAGGUUCUUUAACCAGCUGUCCACUGGAUUAGACAUUGUUGGGCUGGCAGGAGAGUGGCUUACCUCUACGGCCAACACUAACAUGUUUACCUAUGAGAUUGCCCCCGUCUUUGUCCUCAUGGAGCAGCUGACACUGAAGAAGAUGAGGGAGAUUGUUGGCUGGCCCGUUGGAGAGGGCGAUGGAAUAUUUUCUCCAGGAGGAGCGAUCUCCAACAUGUACAGUGUGAUGAUUGCCAGAUACAAGUUCUUCCCUGAAGUCAAGACCAAAGGCAUGGCAGCUGCACCCAGACUGAUCCUCUUCACCUCAGAGCAUAGCCACUAUUCCAUCAAGAAAGCCAGCGCAGCUCUGGGCUUUGGGACAGAGAACCUGAUCCUUCUGAAAACAGAUGAGAGGGGGAGAGUCAUCCCUGCUGAUUUGGAAGCUAAAGUAAUAGAGGCCAAACAAAAGGGGUAUGUUCCAAUGUUUGUGAAUGCCACCGCUGGUACCACCGUCUACGGAGCCUUUGAUCCCAUCAAUGAAAUUGCAGACAUCUGUGAAAAGUACAACAUGUGGCUUCAUGUGGACGGAGCAUGGGGAGGAGGUUUGUUGAUGUCCAGGAAACACAGACACAAGCUGAAUGGAGUAGAGAGGGCCAAUUCAGUCACCUGGAACCCUCAUAAAAUGAUGGGAGUGCCGCUGCAGUGCUCUGCCAUUCUGGUCAGAGAGAGGGGGUUGUUACAAGGCUGCAACUCCAUGUGUGCCGGUUACCUCUUCCAGCCAGAUAAACAGUACGACGUUACAUACGACACAGGUGACAAGGCCAUUCAGUGUGGACGGCAUGUCGACAUCUUCAAGUUCUGGCUUAUGUGGAAGGCAAAGGGAACAGAAGGGUUUGAACAGCAUAUUGACAAGUGCCUGGAUCUGUCAGCGUACCUCUACAAUAAAAUAAAGAACAGAGAGGGCUACCAGAUGGUGUUCGACGGGGAGCCGCAGCACACUAAUGUGUGUUUCUGGUAUUUUCCACCGAGCCUGCGCGGCUUGCCUGACGGUGAAGAGAGGCGAGAGAGGUUGCACAAGGUGGCCCCAAAGAUCAAGGCACUGAUGAUGGAGUCUGGGACGACCAUGGUGGGCUACCAGCCACAAGGAGACAAGGUCAACUUCUUCCGCAUGGUCAUCUCCAACCACGCUGCUACCAGGUCAGACAUCGACUUCCUCAUCGAGGAAAUUGAGCGACUGGGGAAUGACUUAUAAGAGCAGCACCUAAACCCUUUUUCUCCCCAAACACUGGUGUUUUCCGACUCCUGGGGAGCCUCGAGCUUGGCUUCAUGUCCCUUUUGUCUCAUAAAGACGUUGAAAUUUUUUUGCUUACAGGUUUUCUCUGGCAAUGCACAAACAAAUAAUAUGCCAUGUGUGUCUCUUCUCUGUCUCUUCUGUCUUUACAAUGACAUAUUUUCAAAACAUUUGCACACGGUUAUCUGAGUGACUGAAGUCAAAACUUGAGAGAAUCACAAAAGAACACCGGUAUUCUUGCUAAAAGCGUAUGUUAAGUGGAAACAAACACUGGUUACUUUGCACGUAAAUAUGAAAUAGCAAGAAUAUCUGAGCACUUGAAUGAUUCUUUCUAUAGCAGCUAUAAGAAAAUGUCAUUUUACUGUUGUACUAUAUAAGGAUCAGUAAUAAAAACAAAAUGAGAUCAAAAUAUUUUUUCACAAGUGACAGAGCACAAUGUAGGGAACCUUAUUGCAUUGACAUAAACAAUAUUAAUGUAAAAUAUAUAAAUAUACAUAAUAUAUAUAUGAUGUACUGACUGUUGGUGCUCCAUGUCGUCUAUGUAAUUAUCAAGCCAGAUGCACCGCCACAUUGUACCCUAGCUGUUCCCUUUGAUAUUACAUAGGUGGAAAUAUAUAACACAGUCAUUGUAACAAGUACUGUACUUGAUUCCUGUGUUUUUAGAGAUUUUUGUGUAGAUUGUGUAUAGUAUUGUUACAUUGCCUUUGUGCCAAAUGUGUCCUAGUUUUACAGUGAGAAAAUCCUAUAUGUAAAUCGAACAUACAGUAUAGUAUGUAAUAGAUGAAUCACUUUAUUUAUAUCCAGAUAUUAUAAUUGUGAAUAGAUUAUCUGCUGUUCUGUUCCAUUUGUAAUGUAUCCUCCUUCCUGUUUGGAAACUGUAUAAUAUCACAAUGUUUUGAAUAACAUUGAAGUCUUUUAGUGUAUUUGUGAACCAAAGAAGGGUUGAGUUACAUUUAUGAACAUGUACACGGCUCUUAUUCUCCCUUAUGGAUGGAUUCAGAUGUUUAUAUAAGAAUACUUAACUUACCGCCCUUAACUUUAGUGCAAUCUAUGUUGUGUAACUGUGCAAUGUCAUUGUGAUUCACUGAUUGAAUGUUGUCGAGACACUUGACUAUAUGUGGGAGGCAUGACUGGCAGUGCGGCUGCUACUGCCGGUGCUUUGUUAAUGAUAAAAAGCACAAUGCUAAACCAUGAUCAUGGGGCAGCUUUUAUUCUAUGGACAUAUGAUUGUCUGUAUUAUAAUCGUGUUGAGUAAGUAAAACUAUAAUAUGCAAAAUUUUGUUUGUCUUAACAUGCUCAUGUAGGCACCUUUAUGUUGAGAAAAACAAUGUGAGAAACUGGGAUUAUUUAUCAUUAAGAAUUUUUGCUUGAACAAUGAAAUGCACAGUGUUUGCUACUGUUAUAAGAUUUACUGAACAAUUGUACAUUCCUGAAUUAGUGGGGUGAGAUAUCCCUUGUUAAAUUCAAUGUAGGCACUUUAACUUCAUGCCAUCAUUUGCAGAGUAUUACUGUUGUAUCCACAGCACUAAUAAAGACAUGAGCUGUAGAACAUCUGUGGGCACAAUUUUUUGCAGUUU
Messenger RNA from Morone saxatilis (striped sea-bass), 3425 nucleotides. RefSeq names its product glutamate decarboxylase 1. Gene Ontology annotation, biological process: GABA biosynthetic process. The transcript is spliced from 16 exons. Gene Ontology annotation, molecular function: pyridoxal phosphate binding; glutamate decarboxylase activity. Gene Ontology annotation, cellular component: cytoplasm; presynaptic active zone. Bases 34 to 1809 code for a protein of 591 amino acids. The record is from RefSeq and is a predicted model, not a curated record. NCBI's taxonomy places the organism in Eukaryota, Metazoa, Chordata, Actinopteri, Moronidae.